Cynocephalus volans (Philippine flying lemur) is the source of this 1689-nucleotide messenger RNA. RefSeq names its product aristaless related homeobox (gene ARX). Lineage: Eukaryota; Metazoa; Chordata; Mammalia; Dermoptera; Cynocephalidae. The record is from RefSeq and is a predicted model, not a curated record. The coding region runs from base 1 to 1689 and encodes 562 amino acids. Gene Ontology annotation, molecular function: RNA polymerase II transcription regulatory region sequence-specific DNA binding; DNA-binding transcription factor activity, RNA polymerase II-specific. The transcript has 5 exons. Gene Ontology annotation, biological process: regulation of transcription by RNA polymerase II.
AUGAGCAAUCAGUAUCAGGAGGAGGGCUGCUCCGAGAGGCCUGAGUGCAAAAGUAAAUCUCCAACUUUGCUCUCCUCCUACUGCAUCGACAGCAUCCUGGGCCGGAGGAGCCCCUGCAAAAUGCGGCUGCUGGGAGCCGCGCAGAGCUUGCCCGCCCCGCUGGCCAGCCGCGCCGACCAGGAAAAGGCCGUGCAAGGCUCCCCCAAGGGCAGCAGCGCCCCGUUCGAGGCCGAGCUGCACCUGCCGCCUAAGCUGCGGCGUCUGUAUGGCCCGGGCGGGGGCCGCCUCCUCCAGGGCGCCGCAGCGGCGGCUGCAGCGGCGGCCGCGGCGGCGGCGGCGGCGGCCACGGCCACGGCUGGUCCGCGGGGGGAGGCCCCUCCGCCGCCGCCUCCAACCGCAAGGCCCGGGGAGAGGCCUGACGGCGCGGGGGCCGCCGUGGCCGCCGCCGCCGCCGCCGCCGCGGCCUGGGACACGCUGAAGAUCAGCCAGGCGCCGCAGGUGAGCAUCAGCCGCAGCAAGUCGUACCGCGAGAACGGGGCGCCCUUCGUGCCGCCUCCUCCCGCGCUGGACGAGCUGGGCGGCCCGGGGGGCGUCGCGCACCCGGACGAGCGCCUCGGCGCGGCCGGUGGUCCCGGCAGCGCCCCGGCGGCGGGUGGCGGCACGGGCGCCGAGGACGACGAGGAGGAGCUGCUGGAAGAUGAAGAGGACGAGGACGAGGAAGAGGAGCUGCUGGAGGACGAUGAGGAGGAGCUGCUGGAGGAUGACGCCCGUCCUCUGCUCAAGGAGCCCCGGCGCUGCGCCGUGGCCGCCACCGGUGCCGUGGCCGCAGCUGCUGCCGCUGCCGUGGCCACCGAGGGCGGGGAGCUGUCGCCCAAGGAAGAGCUUCUGCUGCACCCGGAGGACGCUGAGGGCAAGGACGGCGAGGACAGCGUGUGCCUGUCUGCUGGCAGCGACUCGGAGGAGGGGCUGCUGAAGCGCAAACAGAGGCGCUACCGCACCACGUUCACCAGCUACCAGCUGGAGGAACUGGAGCGGGCUUUCCAGAAGACACACUACCCUGACGUCUUCACCAGGGAAGAACUGGCCAUGAGGCUGGACUUGACUGAGGCCCGAGUCCAGGUCUGGUUCCAGAACCGUCGGGCCAAGUGGCGCAAGCGGGAGAAGGCGGGCGCGCAGACCCACCCCCCGGGGCUGCCCUUCCCCGGGCCGCUCUCGGCCACCCACCCGCUCAGCCCCUAUCUGGACGCCAGCCCUUUCCCGCCGCACCACCCCGCGCUCGACUCGGCCUGGACGGCCGCUGCCGCCGCCGCCGCCGCCGCCUUCCCGAGCCUACCUCCGCCCCCGGGCUCGGCCAGCCUGCCGCCCAGCGGGGCGCCGCUGGGCCUGAGCACUUUUCUCGGAGCCGCCGUGUUCCGGCACCCGGCCUUCAUCAGCCCGGCGUUUGGCAGGCUGUUUUCCACCAUGGCCCCCUUGACCAGCGCGUCGACCGCGGCCGCGCUCUUGAGACAGCCCACACCGGCCGUGGAGGGCGCGGUGGCGUCGGGCGCGCUGGCUGACCCGGCCACGGCGGCCGCAGACAGACGCGCCUCUAGCAUAGCCGCGCUGAGGCUCAAGGCCAAGGAGCACGCGGCGCAGCUCACGCAGCUGAAUAUCCUGCCGGGCACCAGCACGGGCAAGGAGGUGUGCUAA